AUGACAGAGAACAACAGAGAAGAUGGAUUCAUCGAGUACCUGCAGAUCAAGACCGUGCAGCCGACGCCCGACUACGCCAGCUGCACUGCCUACCUGCAGCGGCAAGCUCUCGAUGCCGGGUUCGAGUUCCGCGCUAUCGACAUCAUCCUCAACUCGCACACCGAUGUUGUGCCGGUGUUCGAGGCCAGCUGGACGCACCCCCCGUUUGGCGCUCACCGCGAUAUGAAGAUCGUCGGCCAGGCGUACCUCGAGGCCAUGCGGCAGCUCAAAGGCGCGGUGCGGCGCACAGUGCACGCGGUGUUUGUGCCGGAUGAGGAGAUUGGCGGGCAUGACGGCAUGGCAAAGUUCGUCGAAUCUGCGGAGUUCCGCCAGCUGAACGCUGGGUUUGCGCUGGACGAGGGCAUGGCAAACCCGAACGAGGCCCUGCGCGUGUUCUACGGCGAGCGCGCGCCCUGCUGGAUCCGCUUUGUCGCGCGCGGAAACACUGGGCAUGGCAGUCAAUUCAUCGAGGACACGGCGGCGGAGAAGCUGUUGCCGGUCAUCGAGCACAUGAUGACGUUCCGGUCGGAGCAGCUGCAGGUGUUCCGGCGGCCACGCGCCGACGGGUCACCGUCACGCUGGGCGACCGCAUCUGUGGGCUUUGACAUCCGCAUGACGCCCACGCUGGACUACCUGCGCUUCCGCCGGUCGAUGGAGCAGCUGGCGGCGGAGCACAGCGUGGAGAUCGAGUUUGUGCAGUUCUGGGACGACAACACUAUGACGGACACGUCCGCGGAGAGCGGCUUCUGGGUGGCCUUUGAGCGUGUGCUGGAGGCGCGCCAGGUGCCGUUCGCAAGAGAGAUUUUCCCGGCCGCCACUGACUCGCGGUACUUGAGGAGGGCCGGUGUGCCGGCCUUAGGCGUCACACCCCUGGUGAACGCGCCGAUUCUGCUGCAUGACCACAAUGAGUAUGUCACCGAGAAGCAGUUUGUCGACGCCAUUGGCUUCUACACCGACGUUGUUUCUGCACUGGCCAACGCGUAA
Molecule: messenger RNA, 1023 nt
Organism: Kickxella alabastrina
Lineage: Eukaryota; Fungi; Kickxellomycota; Kickxellomycetes; Kickxellales; Kickxellaceae
Exons: 5
Coding region: 1-1023 (340 amino acids)
Molecular function (GO): aminoacylase activity
Source: RefSeq, a predicted model, not a curated record